Molecule: messenger RNA, 1153 nt
Organism: Thalassophryne amazonica
Lineage: Eukaryota; Metazoa; Chordata; Actinopteri; Batrachoidiformes; Batrachoididae
Gene: scn1ba
Product: sodium channel, voltage-gated, type I, beta a
Exons: 5
Coding region: 89-715 (208 amino acids)
Biological process (GO): cardiac muscle cell action potential involved in contraction; regulation of heart rate by cardiac conduction; sodium ion transport
Cellular component (GO): voltage-gated sodium channel complex
Molecular function (GO): sodium channel regulator activity
Source: RefSeq, a predicted model, not a curated record
UGUGUGGCUCCCACUCUGACGUGUGUGUGUGGACGUGGAGUGCGUUUUGGCACUGCUGAGAGCCAUCAGUCUUCUUUCUCCUGGCAGGAUGUCUGCAGUACUGCUACCUUUGACCAUCCUGGUUCUUCAAGCAUCUCUGUGCCACGGAGUGUGUGUGGAGGUGGACUCAGACACAGAGGCCGUGGCCUACGAAGGCUUCAAACUGGGCUGCAUCUCCUGUAAGAUGAGGAGCGAGGUGUCCGCCAUCGCCAUAGUAGACUGGUUCUUCAAGGCUGCAGACGAAGAAGAGUUCUCUCACAUAUAUACCUAUGGAGACCCAGAACUAGUCGGUGAAGUCAUGGAUGAUCGUUUCACAGACCGUCUGCACUGGAACGGCAGCAAAGGAACGCAGGACCUACAGGACGGCUCCAUCUACAUCCUGAACGUAACCUACAACGACACGGGAACAUACGAGUGCAAAUUCAGCCGCACCCUCAUCUACCCAGGUCAUGAGUAUCCAACCAACGCCAGCAAGAUUGUCAUCAUUAACGUAGUGCCAAAACUGACUAGGGGGAUGGCGUCCAUCCUGUCUGAGGUGAUGAUGUAUGUCUCCAUCAUCGGACUACAGUUCUGGCUGGUGGUGGAGAUGAUUUACUGUUACAGGAAGAUCUCAGCAGCGGGAGAAGAAGCACUGAGAGAGAGCGCCUCGAGAAAGAAUUCAAGAAUGCUUCCUUGAGGACUGUCAUGUGCUCUCCUCUCUUCACAUCACUCACCUCCUCACCUGCACCAUCCUCUCCACCACAGAGGACAAAGUUCUCUGAAGGCUCUCUACAGAAGGACUGAGCUGUCCCUCUCUGGACAACAGCACAACUGCUUUGGUUUGUGGCUCAGUGGCCAAUGGAAGAGUAGGACUGUAUAUAUGGACCACCUGAAGCUGAUGUCAUUAGAUCAAGUGAUCACCACUUUGGAGGGAAAGCAAAACAUAAUCUGGUGGCAAAUCAUUAUUCACAAUCAAGAUUCUCCCAUUUUGAACCUUCUGGCUCAAGAAACAAAUGAACAAAUAAUGGUUUCACCAUCACCGUAUGGCUGCACCAGCUGAUAUGGACAAAAGGAGGACAUCUGAUUCAGAGCCAAAUCACUAGCAGCGAUGCUGAAGGACAUAAGAACCACUUAA